GUCCUGCGUUCCUUGUGACGUCGCAACAAAUGCGACAGUCCUGUAGUAAUACUUGACGCUGAUAUAUAAAGUUUGCACUAGAAAAGCUUUUUCGAGUUGGAGUUUUACAUCUGCGUGCUUCAAAAUGAGCGACGACACGGACUCCCCUCCCGAGAGGGAGAUGAAGGACUUUCAGUUCCGACAGAUGAAAAAAGCCAAAGUUUUCGAGCCUUCGGGCGAAAUGCCAAGAGAGCGUUCCAGCUUGCUCGCCAUCUCCAACAAGUUCGGCCUGACGUUCGCCGGCUCUGGCGGAAUGUUCAAGGUCUACCGGACGCAAGACAUCCUCGCCGCCGACAAACAGGACGGCACCUCCAACACAAUAGUUGAUGGAAUCUCAGCACUGGUGGAUGUGAAGGUGGAAUCAGCGCUGCAUAACAUAGCUCUCAGCGGUGACGAGCUUACGCUGUCUGUAUGCGCCGCCUCGGAGGAAGCCACGCUGUCCGUCAGCUUCUUCGACGUCCGUACCUUCGUUAACGAGGCCCGACCGCAGAAGUUACCUUUCGCCUCGUGGCAGCCAACCGUGCCCCCAGAGACUCUGGUGCUGGACCUUAAGUGGAAUCCCACUCAGGCGUCCAUGUUGGCCGCUUGCCUGUCUGAUGGCACCAUGUCCAUCAUGGAGGUUGCUGACGACGUUAGAGUGCAGGCCGCUCUCCCCGCCUCCAGCGGCGUCACGUGCCUUUGCUGGAGCCCCAAAGGAAAACAGGUCGCUGUGGGGAAAAUGAAUGGCACCGUCAGCCAGUAUACUCCAGCACUAGAGGAAAAGAAAGUGAUCCCCUGUCCGCACUUUUACACCUCUGAUAACCCCGUCAAAGUUCUUGAUGUGUUGUGGUUGAGGACGUAUUCAUUUGCUGUGGUCUACGCUGCUGCCGAUGGCUCCCCAGAAACUCCACCCGAGCUUGUGUUGAUCACUAUUCCCCAGAAAAAGGAUGAAAAAGUGGAAACCAAGUACUUGAACUUCAGUGACACUGUGUACGGCUGCUGCACGGUGCGACAGCACCACUACUUCCUCAGUCACAUAGAAGACUGGAACGUUGUUUUGGCCGCGUCUGCAGCCUCCAUCGAAGUCAGCGUCAUAGCCAGACAAGAUGACAAGAUCUGGGAGCUCUGGGUGCUGGAGGACGCUAGCAGGGCUGAGCUGCCUGUCUCUGAGACCAGCGAAGACACGCUGCCCCUUGGCUUAGCCAUCGACUACACCAGCCAGCAGGAGAUCCGCAUCAGCGAUGAAAAGACUUUGCCCCCGGCUCCCACUCUGCUCAUGCUAUCCACCGAGGGAUUGCUUUGCCCAUUUGCACUGCUGAACCUCAACCCCGGAAUCAAGCAGCUAAUCACACCCUGCGCCGCCCUGACAACGGAGGGCGAGAGAUCCCCCAAGCCAGGUUCUUUGGCAGUGCAGCCCCCCAAAUCUGCUGCACCCCCCGCGUCUGCCUUCCCAAACCUCGCUGUUACUUCAGUGGCUGCCUCAUCAUCUGCUGCACCGCUCUUUGGCCUUGUUCUUACACCUCCCACAUCAUCAUCAUCAGGCUUCACUUUCUCCAUCCCGCCCAUCAGCGGCAACUUGGCCCCUCCCACCUUUUCCCUUGGCUCGUCCAUGCCUAUCGGCUCAGGUGUCCCUGGCUUCUCGUUCGCCGCUGCCAAGCCUCCCACCGAAACCCCCUCGGCGUUCUCGUUCAGCACGCUCUCAAAUAAAGUCGCUGUCCCGACACCCCAGAACCUCGCCACUCCCUCCAUUCCCGCAGUCAAACUCAAUUUAAAUGACAGGUUUUCAGCAGUUGAAGCUCCAGCAGCCCUUCCACCCUCUUUCUCGUUCAUGACAUCUAUGCCCAAAAGUGUUGUCUCUAACGGCAGUGUGCCUGCCCUUGCUGCUAUCACCACCAAGCCAGCGACAGUGUCAAUUCAAACCAGCACAUCACCUGUAGGACUCCAAAAACCAUCCCCAGCUCCCCAGGGCCGCAUCCAAACCACACAGCAGGUUGCAACAGAGGGACUGGAAGAGUCACAGAAAGGCAUAGAGUUACAGGCAGCUGGAGUCGGAGUAAAGCCGGUGGAGAAGCAGCAGCCUCCGCCAAAGAAAGAAUUUGAUCCCAUCAUGACUGGAAUACUGGAGGAGAUUUCACACUUCCAAAAGGAACUGGAGGAUUUUAAGGCAAGGAGCUCGAUGGCCGACUUUAAGGUUGGAACCAACGAGGAGAUGAAGGAACUGAGAAAAGAGUCUGAGGAUCUGAACAUUUUCACCCUGGAGAUUAAGGAAACCACAGAGUCUCUGCACAGCGACAUUGGUACACUGAAGACCACUCUACUGGAGGGUUUCGCCGGGGGAGAGGAAGCAAAGUCCCAGAGUGAGCUCAGCAGGGACCGAAAUUACAGACAACUGCUGUACAAAAGACCCCUGGACCCGCGCAGUGAAGAACAGCUCAGGGAGAUUCGCCGGCUCUACCAGUACGUCAUGUUCGCCGUGGAGGACGUCAACGGUGUUCUGGAUGUGGAAUGGGAGAAACACUUGGAGAAGAAAAGGCACCUUGUGGUGCCUGGGCGUGAAGGUCUGUUCACCACGCUGGCCAACAACCUGUACAUCAUCAACCAGCAGAAGAACAGAUUGGACCAGCUGGUCAACAAGCUCACCUCACUGCAUCUCUACAAUAAGACAGAAGCUCCCAUGGCCAACAGCAACAUGGCUAAGUCCGGAAGUAUGGAAAGCGAGCUUGAUAGUUUGAGGGAUGCCCUGCUGAAGGCCCGGCUAGACACCGCCUCUCCUAAAGCCAAAAGCCCAUCACCAGUCAAGAUAUCGCCAGUUAAACAGUCCCAACUGCGUAACUUCCUCUCCAAGGGGCACAUGCCUCCUGUUCGCUCAACUGCACCAGCCAACCUGUCCCGCUCGGUCUUCCUGUCGCCCAAAUACUACGAAGACCUGGAUGACGUGAGCUCCACCUCGUCCCUUUCGCAGUCCAUGGAGCCUCACCUGCCUCACUUGGAGGUUGAGGAGGAGGAAGAGGAGGAGCUGCAGCCCGAGUGCCUACCUAUGGCCGCCGCCGCCGCCGCCCCUCCUUCGUACCCCCGACACCCCACUGUGGUGAGGACCCCCUCCAUCCAGCCCGGCUUCGGAGCCAUCCAGUCCACGCCCUUGAGCAAAAUGCAGUCAGUGCCAGGCAUGGGCUUUGGGCUGAGCCCUUUUGCCAGCCCUAUUCCCACCAAUAAGAUCAACCUGAGUGGCGCUGAGAGCACAGCCCUUGCCACCAAGACAGUCAAGCAUGGUGCACCGCCUGCCGAGAGGACCGUGCCCGUUACCAUCCCAGCCCAGCAGGCCGCUGCCACGGCUGCCCUCCGUAGGCUGAUGGCAAAUCAGAAGAUGGGCGUUAGCACCUCCUUGACAGAGUCCGCCUUAAAAACCGUACCCCAAGUGGUCAACGUCCAGGAGCUGAAGGACAAAGGGGCUCCUGUGUCAACUCUCGCCACUAUCAGUUCAUCAACAACAGACCCAGCAGCUGUGCCCCUGCAGGUUCCUGCUCCAACUGCAUCCAUCCUGCCCAAACGAAAUCCAGUCAUUGGUGUGCAAAAGCCAACCAUGGAAAGCACAAGCGCUCCACAAGCGAACUUCAUGUUUGGUCAGUUUACCAAAGCUGACACAGCCGUUGCUCCUACUAGCUCAGCUGAGUUGAAUAUCAGCAAAGGUUUCUCCUUCACUUCAACCCCAUCAAGCUUCAGUUUUUCAUCAGUCACUCCAGCAGCUGGAAUACCACCAGUGAAGGAUAUGAGUGAGUUCUCCUUUGUUGGAAAUGGCAAGAUGAUAUUUGGUCAGACCGUAGAGGAGCCAUCAAAGUCCUCCUCGGCUGCCCUAACUGCUGCUGCGUCGGCCACACAGCCUCCAUCAACGGAAACCCCCAUACCCGUUUCUACAAUAGCUUCUGCCAGGAUACAACCUCAGCCCCCUAAAACAACCGCAGGAGAAACUUUAGGCAGUUUCUCCGGGCUACGUGUUGGUCAAGGAGAAGACGCUAAAGAUUCCCCUGCCAAAUCGACCCCUGCAAACAGCGCUUUCACAUUUGGAGGGACUGGAAUUGGCAAAGGAACGGUGCAGUUCAGUUUUGGCGGCGAUCGAAACUCCGCUGGAGACUCUCUUGAAACCGACUUAUCCAAGUCUAGUAGUUUGUUCAAACCUCCAGAGACCACCCCCAAGCUGACCUUCUGCGUGAGCGCGUCCAACACCCCUGCCUCGGGGAUGCAGACAUCUUUCAGCAGCCUCCUUGCGGCCGCCGAACCAACGGAAGACCUCAAACCAGUCCUGCAACCUUCAGAUCUCCCAUCGCCGCCUGAAAAAAGCUCUUCUCCAGAGCCUUCUGUCAUGGGUGUCACACCGUUAGAAACACCCAAGCCUUCACCAGAUGCGCCCGCCAUUAAAGAGCCUGAUGCUGUUCCGGAUGUUCCCGCUUCAGUCUCAGCAGCGGAGGCAACCCCACCGGCUCCAGCAGUCAUCGUGGCAGACGCUAACCUGAGUGUCACAUCGGUUGCCCCUGUGGUUCCCGUCUCCCAAGUAGCCCCAGCGGCAUUCCAGGUGUCCACUCCUGAGAAGCCCGGGUCCAUUUUCACUCAGCCCACGACGAGUGAUAGGAGCUCUCCCGCUGUGACUGCAGCCGUAAACGCGACUGCUGCCCCUGAGGCUGCUGUCCCCACGGCGGCUGACACCGCGAGUGCUGCCCCCUCUGCCGGCACCGUCACGGAUGGCAACCCCGCUUUUUCAGUCGCUUCUACCACCAGUGUUGCCACUGUGUUCGGACAACCUGCCGCAACCCCUGCGGUCUCCACAGCCCCCUCAGCGUUUGGCUCGUCCACCUUCGGCACAUCAACUGCAGGCGGAUUCGGCAAGUCAGUUUUCGGUCAACCGAGCGCCUUUGGCCAGCCCACCAGCAACACAGCAACGGCCGGUGGCUUCUCCUUUGGACAGUCCGCAUUCGGCGCAAGCACCAGUGCCGCCACCACCGGAGGAGGCAGUCUUUUCGGAGCAUCCACACCGAGCAACGCCAGUUCCUUUUCUUUCGGCACGAGCACAAAUGCCAACACAUCCAGCAGCACUGGCACCGGACUGUUUGGACAGAGCACCACCUCCGCAUUCGGACAGAGCUCCACGUUUGGACAAGGGUCUCUAUUUGGGAGCAACACCACCACAUCCUCCUCUACAGGAUUCAGCUUUGGUCAGCCAUCAGGUUUUGGAUCCUCUCCUUCAUCUGGGUUUGGCCAGCAAGCCAACACGGGGAGUGUAUUUGGAAGGCUGCAGCAGCCGUCGAGCGGAGGUCUGUUCGGUUCCAACGCCACCAGUGCAGCAGGUUCACCAGGCGGCAGCCUCUUCAGCGGCCUGGGAGGCAAGCCGAGUGAAGACGCCGCCAACAAGAAUCCAUUUGGUCUGACUGCUUCCCCUGGAGGGUUUGGGCAACCUACUCAGACUGGUACCCCCAGUCUCUUUGGUAGUACUGUAGCCAAACCAAUGGGAUUUGGACAGGCCUCCUUUGGGGAACAGAAACCCAGCGGGACCUUCAGUUCUGGUGCGGGGACUGUUGCUUCCCAGGGCUUUGGAUCCUUCGCCAGCCCAACAAAACCAGGUGGAUUCGGCAGUGCACCGGUGUUCGGGAGUCCCCACACCUUUGGCACUUCACCGUCAUUUGGCACUAGUGCGGCAUUCAGUGCCAGUCCUUCCUUCAGUAACACCAUGGGCUCCUCCGCCGGGAAGGUGUUUGGAGAGGGAACGGCCGCUUCCAAUAUGGGCGGAUUUGGGUUCGCCUCGCCAUCUGGCACAUCGUCCUUCGGAGCGCUAGCGAAUCAGAGCGCCCAGCCGUCGUUUGGGAGUCUGGCCCAGCAGGGACCUGGCUUCGGUGCUCAGCCUGGCGGCUUCGCGGGCUUCGGACAGCAGCCGCAACCUGGAGGCUUCUCUGGAAAUACCUUUGGCUCCACAAACCAAUCAGGCUCCCAAACGUUUGCCGGUUGGAGAAGCUAGUUUUACUGAUGCUACACAAGCUCACAAUUGGACUUGACUUUUCUGCUUUCUAGCUCUUUUUUUAUUUUAUGUCGCCUGAAGGGAAAGUUGUAGAAUUUUACAACAAACGUUUUACAUGCUUUUCAUUGAUUAAAACAGUCAGAAUAUCAAGAAA
Molecule: messenger RNA, 6173 nt
Organism: Phyllopteryx taeniolatus (common seadragon)
Lineage: Eukaryota; Metazoa; Chordata; Actinopteri; Syngnathiformes; Syngnathidae
Gene: nup214
Product: nucleoporin 214
Exons: 37
Coding region: 125-6019 (1964 amino acids)
Biological process (GO): protein import into nucleus; RNA export from nucleus
Cellular component (GO): nuclear pore
Molecular function (GO): protein binding; structural constituent of nuclear pore
Source: RefSeq, a predicted model, not a curated record